Messenger RNA from Solea solea (common sole), 3066 nucleotides. Its product is annotated as histone acetyltransferase KAT5. Gene Ontology annotation, molecular function: histone acetyltransferase activity. Lineage: Eukaryota; Metazoa; Chordata; Actinopteri; Pleuronectiformes; Soleidae. Bases 52 to 1875 code for a protein of 607 amino acids. The transcript is spliced from 16 exons. The record is from RefSeq and is a predicted model, not a curated record. Gene Ontology annotation, biological process: regulation of DNA-templated transcription.
GGCAUUUUCCCACAACACCCUGCUGCUGCUAUCUUGCUCAUACUCAUACUGAUGACGAAAAUGGCGGACAGCUCAUCGUCGGUCGAGGUUGUCGAGGGCUGUCGGCUGCCCGUUCUUCGUAAAAAUCAAGAACACGAGGACGAAUGGCCACUGGCAGAAAUCCUCAGUGUAAAGGAAGUCACAGCAAGAAAGCUCUACUACGUUCACUACAUUGACUUCAACAAGCGUCUGGAUGAGUGGGUCACAGGAGACAGGUUGGACUUGAAGAAGCUUCAGUUCCCUAAGAAAGAAGCUAAAACUCCUACCAAGAAUGGUCUUCCAGGCUCCCGUCCCAGUUCCCCAGAAAGAGAAGUGAGGAAGAGUCUAGAUACCAACCUUCAAUCCGCCACAGCUCCCUCCAGAGGCAAAACCCUCCCCACUCCGCUGUCGAGUCAUACUGAACUGCAUGGAAAUCCAGAUAUAAACAACCACGACACAGUAAAGGAAGAAGAUGAUCCUGUUGUGCAGAACAAAUCUGGAAGUGAUUUAAAACAUUUAUCCAAAUGUUUGUCCGGUGUACGCACUGGAAUUGUGAACAAGCCAAAUUUCGGCUGCAGGUCUUUCAAGAAAAGGAAAGUAGAGCCUGUCGCCUUGGCGCCUCAGGUAUCCCCAGUCACGCCACCUCCCCCCUCUCUGCCACCCUCAGCUGAAGCCUCUCAGGCGUCCGUUUUCCCUGCUGUGAGGGAAACUAACACUUUCAAGUCCCGCGAAGACCAUGAACAGCUCUCCUCACCCACAACGAACGGCACUGCCCGAAGACCUCUCAUUCCUACUCCUCAGCCCGGGAGGAAAAGGAAAGCUAACUGUGGGGGAACUGAUGAGAUGAUAAAGGUUCUGCAGUAUAACAUCCCUCAGACUGCCAGUGUCUUUCUACCACCACCAGAGGAUUCUCAGGAUAGUUCGGAUGGCAUCCCAACUGCCCCCCGCAUGACAGGAAGUUUGGUGUCUGACCGCAGCCACGAUGACAUCGUCACCCGAAUGAAAAACAUAGAGUGUAUAGAGCUGGGACGUCACAGACUGAAGCCCUGGUACUUCUCUCCGUACCCACAGGAACUCACCACACUGCCCAUCCUUUACCUCUGUGAAUUCUGCCUCAAGUAUCUUAAAAGCCUCAAAUGUCUCCAGAGACAUUUGACGAAAUGUAAUCUGAGACAUCCUCCAGGCAACGAGAUCUACCGCAAAGGCACCAUAUCGUUCUUUGAAAUUGACGGCCGGAAAAACAAAAAUUAUUCCCAGAACCUGUGUUUACUCGCUAAGUGUUUCCUGGACCACAAAACCUUGUAUUAUGACACGGACCCUUUCCUCUUCUAUGUAAUGACGGAGUACGACUCCAAAGGCUUCCACAUAGUGGGCUACUUUUCCAAGGAAAAAGAGUCCACUGAAGAUUAUAAUGUUGCCUGCAUCCUGACCUUACCUCCCUAUCAGAGGAGGGGCUAUGGUAAACUGCUCAUCGAGUUCAGUUACGAGCUUUCGAAGGUGGAAGGGAAGACGGGCACUCCUGAGAAGCCACUUUCUGACCUGGGUCUCUUGUCCUAUCGCUCCUACUGGUCCCAGACCAUUUUGGAAAUUCUCAUGGACCUCAAACCUGACAAUGGAGAAAGGCCACAGAUCACCAUCAAUGAAAUCAGUGAGAUCACAAGUGUAAAGAAGGAAGACGUCAUUUCAACACUUCAAUACCUCAACCUUAUCAACUACUACAAGGGUCAGUACAUCUUGACUCUUUCAGAAGACAUCGUGGAUGGACAUGAACGAGCGAUGCAGAAGAGACACUUGCGCAUUGAUCCUAAAUGUCUUCACUUCACACCUAAAGACUGGAGCAAGAGGGGCAAGUGGUAGAGGUAGAGACCUGGUCCCACUCACAGGACCUCCCCGCCCCCCCCCCCCAAAACUGUGUGACUGCAGAUUUGAGUUGAAGUGUUGGAUCAGAUAAAUGUUUUUAUGAAGCAGUUUCAUCAAGAUCCAUAACCAGACGCGAAGCAAUGAACAGACACUGUGUCUUGGCGAGCAGAAUCUUUCAUUGUGAAUAUUCAAAAACAGUCAAGAAAGAUGGUGACACUCACAGAAACAACAUACUGUACCUUAGGGCUGCAAUGUUUAAUCGCUAAUCAAAUGAUUACAAAAUACAUCGUCAACUCGUUCACUUUCUUAAUGUGAAUAUUUUCUGGUUUCUUUGCUCAAUAUAGCAAAGAAAUCAUUAAAACUAUAUAUAUAUAUAUAUAAUAGUGGUUUGUAGACAAAAUACAAUUGAGAACAUCGUAAUUUGUAGUUUUGGGAAAUGCCAUUUGCCAUGUUGUGGACCAAAAGAUUAAUCUCCAAAAUAAUCAGCAGUUGAAUCAUCAUCAAACAGUUGAUUAUGAAAAUAAUAAUUAGUUGCAGCCCUAAUGUACCUACUGUGUGAAACAACGUAAACAAUUAGAUAAGGUGUCUGUGUCGUUACAGACCACAGAGGACAUGGACCUGCUGCUGUCUCCACAAAACAUAAAUGAUUUUGUCUGUUUGCCACAUAAGACGUAGAAAUAAAAAAAAGUCGUCAUCAUUAUGAAUCGCUGAAAGUUUCUGGAUGUGUGUAAACAUCCAACAGAAUUCCUUGAACUCCGAGCUUGUAGCUCUCAUUAAUAAACGUUACCGCGACUCUUGUGUAAACUUAAGUCAUCACUUUCUACAUUGAUUUUAUUUUUAAAAUUUGCCUUUUAAACCUUUCCCAAAUGCCUCACAUGGUUUAAAAAGGUUUGGAUAGUGUUGAGAACAAAACAGUUCCCACUGAUGAACAGUCUAUUUAUAUCACGGACUCAUUGUGAUUCGUACUGUGAGUGUGUAAAUAAAUGUACAAGGAGUCGACAUUCAUUUGUGGCUGUGGACGACUGCAUUCACCCUUUCAUCUCAUUUCAUGGUGAUUCUCUUGAGGGCGUUUUGAUAAGCGGGACAGAGACGUUGGACAAAUAAGAGUCCAUUUAUGUGAUGUACAAAUAUUUAAGUAAAGUAGAAGCUAUUGUUUGCAGUUAAAAUAAACCCUACAGUUGUAAUAUA